Molecule: messenger RNA, 333 nt
Organism: Cladocopium goreaui
Lineage: Eukaryota; Dinophyceae; Suessiales; Symbiodiniaceae
Source: the annotation of a GenBank genome assembly
AUGUGUACAUCAUUCAGUACUGUGACCAGAUCCAAGUGGCCACAGUCUCCUUAUGUCUCCUUCUUUUGCGAGAUCUUCCCAUUGAUUGACCUCAAACUUCAGAAGAUGGAUCCGGAAGACUGGGGACGCUCAGGCUCUUAUAUGGAAGACAACCUGGAUGUCAUUAACGCCAACCACAGCAGUGUGAGGUAUGGCUCUUGUUACAAAGCUCAUUGCAACAAGGACAAGAGAAGACAAGCGGAUGGCUACUGGGAUCAUUGGUUCUACAUUCAUCCUUCGAAUCUGCUCUCCGAUAUCUUUCACUUCUAUGAGAAGACCAGACCUUGCCGGUAA